AUGCGAGGGGUGAAGCGCCCGUGCGCGGACGCGCUCGACGCGUCGCGGUGUGAGACGUGCGAGCACUACCACGCGCGCGGGACGACGUGCGAUGAGUGCGGACACGUGCGACGGGCGGACGCGGACGCGGAUGGGGACGGUGACGGGCGACGGGCGCGCGCGCUCGAGGGCGAACGGGCGCGACGGGCGACGACGGUGGUGGAGGUGAUCGAUCGGUUCUUACUCGUCGGUGCGUUCGAACACACGAGCAGCGAGGAGACGCUGUUACGGGCGGGCGUGCGGACGGUGAUCAACGCGGCGCCGACGUGCGAGUCGUGUUGCUCGGGGAGGUGGUUGAGCGUGGUGAAUCUGAACACGUCCGAGGAGGGUGGUGCGGGAGAUUUAGACUUGAGGCACGCGUGUGAACGAUUGCAGAGCUUACACGCGCGGUCGACGAGCGCGCUGGAGAUUGACAAAUCUCAACCGGUGCGCGUGCUGGUGUACUGCAUGAGCGGACGCUCGCGCGCGCCGACGGUGGCGACGGCGUACGUGAUGUUUAAGAUGCGCAUGUCGUUUAAGGAUGCGUUGGCGUACGUGCAGAGUAGAUAUCCCGCGGAUCAUCGUGGGGUGAAGUUGAAGGACGAGGACGCGAGUUUGCUCGAGCGAUUCGAGAGAGAGCUCGCGGAGAAUCCGCCAAACCAAGCACGCGUUAGUCAUACCUAUUAG
Messenger RNA from Ostreococcus tauri, 705 nucleotides. Its product is annotated as Dual specificity phosphatase, subgroup, catalytic domain. Gene Ontology annotation, biological process: protein dephosphorylation. Gene Ontology annotation, cellular component: cytoplasm. NCBI's taxonomy places the organism in Eukaryota, Viridiplantae, Chlorophyta, Mamiellophyceae, Mamiellales, Bathycoccaceae. The record is from RefSeq and is a predicted model, not a curated record. The transcript has a single exon. The coding region runs from base 1 to 705 and encodes 234 amino acids. Gene Ontology annotation, molecular function: protein tyrosine/serine/threonine phosphatase activity.